AUGAGCGACCUGCAGCGGGCUUGGGCCAAGUCCAAGCUCGGCCUGGUGUCAGAGCCCUCUGCCGAGCUGGAGGAAGAAGGUGGUGAUGAGCACGUACCCGAGUUGCCAGAGUAUGUCGACGACGAUUCUUCAUCCGCCUCGUCCGUCUCCUCGGCAGGAACCAUUAUACCCAACCCAGGCCAGAAGCUGUUCGCUCGUCCCCAAGGCGUCGCUCGGGGCAGGACGCUAGAGCCGAUACCUUGGACAACCUACUUUGAACGUGAGCUCCAUUUGCGGUCCAGUGACCCUUCAGGGCCAGUCUUCCAUGCCUAUUUGACAUCCCCUUCGGGCAAGAGCCCCCUAUUUGUCAUGCACCAUGGAGCAGGCUCGUCAGGACUCUCGUUUGCGACUGUCAGCUCCGAGAUACGGAAGCGGCUACCGUCCGCUGGGAUCCUCGCCGUCGACAGCCGCGGCCACGGGUCCACAGCAUCAUCGUCCGAGAACCAAGCAGUGAAUUUGGGUCUUGCCACUUUGUCGGGCGAUCUCCUGGAUAUGAUCCAGGACACUAAAGUGCAGAUGGCUUGGCCGGAACUCCCGCCCAUCUUGCUGGUGGGCCAUUCACUGGGCGGUGCUGUUGUUACGGAUUUGGCGUACAGCGGGAAGCUGGGCUCGUCGUUGCUGGGAUAUGCCGUCUUUGACGUGGUGGAGGGUUCGGCCAUGGACGCGCUGCAAAGCAUGCAAACCUAUCUCUCCACAAGACCUGGCGGUUUCGCAAGCAUUGAGGCUGCCAUAGACUGGCAUUUGAGGUCACGCACGAUACGAAGCUCACUCUCGGCCAGGGCUUCUGUGCCUGCUCUUCUCAGGCGGGAGGAGACGGUCGAUGAUGCAUCGCGGCCCUGGAGGUGGCGCACUAAUAUCGCGGAUACUCAGCCCUUCUGGGAGGACUGGUUUGUGGGAUUGAGUAAAAAGUUUCUAGGUGCAAAGGGAGGAAAGCUACUGCUGCUGGCCGGGACCGACCGCCUGGAUACCGAGUUGACCAUCGGCCAGAUGCAAGGAAAGUACGCUCUACAGGUGUUUCCAGAAGCAGGCCACUUCAUCCACGAAGACAUGCCGGAACAGACUGCCAUCUCAUUGUGUGAUUUCUAUAGACGAAACGACCGGUCUGCGCUGGUGCUUCCGCCAAAGGUAUCCGACUUGCUGAAGCAAGGCAAGAAGGUGUGA
Ustilaginoidea virens is the source of this 1200-nucleotide messenger RNA. RefSeq lists its product as uncharacterized. Gene Ontology annotation, molecular function: protein methylesterase activity. The coding region runs from base 1 to 1200 and encodes 399 amino acids. NCBI's taxonomy places the organism in Eukaryota, Fungi, Ascomycota, Sordariomycetes, Hypocreales, Clavicipitaceae. The transcript is spliced from 3 exons. The record is from RefSeq and is a predicted model, not a curated record. Gene Ontology annotation, biological process: protein demethylation.